Messenger RNA from Daucus carota subsp. sativus, 1388 nucleotides. RefSeq names its product chaperone protein dnaJ 6-like. The transcript has 8 exons. NCBI's taxonomy places the organism in Eukaryota, Viridiplantae, Streptophyta, Magnoliopsida, Apiales, Apiaceae. The coding region runs from base 141 to 1013 and encodes 290 amino acids. The record is from RefSeq and is a predicted model, not a curated record.
AAACCAGCCCAAAUACGUAGUGGAAUGACCCGAAAGAAUCAUCCGGAGAGAGCGAAUAAGCAAGGAAUAUUAAGGCGGGAAAUCAAUCAAUCUCCAUCUCUCUAAAAGGCGAGAUUUUUUUUAAAGAAAACAAUUGAAAAAUGGGGAAGAGAAAGAAUGCUAGGGUUUCAGAAGACAUUGCCGGAGAUGAUGAACAUCAGCAGCAGAAUCACGAAGAUCUAGCUGUGGAGUCAUCUGAACAGAGCUUGUACGGGGUUCUUGGAGUAGAAAGGACAGCAACUCAGCAGGAAAUAAAGAGAGCAUAUCACAAGUUAGCAUUGAGAUUACAUCCGGAUAAAAACCUGGGUGAUGAGGAGGCCAAGGAAAAAUUUCAGCAGCUGCAAAAGGUAAUGUCAAUUCUUGGUGAUGAAGAAAAGCGGGCUAUCUAUGAUCAGACUGGCUGCGUUGAUGAUGCUGAACUUGCAGAAGAUGUUGUUCGAGAUUUAAGCGAGUUCUUCCGAACGAUGUACAAAAAGGUGACUGAAGCAGAUAUUGAUGAGUUUGAAGCAAACUAUAGGGGCUCAGACUCUGAGAAGAAGGAUCUAAUCGACAUGUACAAGAAAUGCAAGGGUAACAUGAAGAGGCUCUUCUGCUUUAUGAUAUGCUCAGAUCCUAAAUUGGAUUCACAUAGAUUUAAGGAUAUUCUGGAUGAGAGAAUAGCAGCAGGGGAGAUAAAGUCUACUAAAGCAUAUGAAAAAUGGGCUACUCAAGUGUCAGCAACAAAACCACCCACAACCCCUCCAAAACGCAAGGGGAAUAGAGCAAAAAAAGACUCCGACGAUCUCUAUGCUAUUAUCGCUCAGCGACAAAGCGAGAGGAAAGGCCAAAUAAAUUCCAUGUUCUCGUCUCUAAUAAGCAAAUAUGGAGGUGACCCUGACCAUAUGGCUGAACCCAGUGAAGAAGAAUUCGAAGCAGCCAAGGCAAAAGUUGAAAGUAGGAAAGCAUCUAAAAGUUCCAAGAAAAAAAGUGGUUAAACUAAAGAUCAUGCCCCCCCAUCUCCCUGAACUUCUUGUGCUUAUUUUUUUGAUUUGAUGUGUGUAUCCGUAUGAACUUUGUGUGGAAAAUAUACAUGCAUAUCGCGAUGUGCCAAGUGCCAACUGCUGUCAAAUAAUCUACUGGUAAUCUUGUUCGAUAGUGGGUUGAUAAAGGAGAGGCUCCACUAUGAGGGCCAAGGAGCAAUGGAACUCAGCAGAAAGUGUGGUAGCUUUGUCCCAUUUAAGGCACUUCAACCGACAGCCUUGUCUUAUUUAUUCAUGCAUACAUGAAAACUUACUUAGUAGCAGCUCUCUGGUUUUAAAGUUGUGUACAAUUUGUUAGAAAACCCCAUUAUGGCCUACUUUCAACUUUAA